GAAAUUUGCACUCCCCCACAGACCGUGACAGAGAAAUUCCAUACCCAUCACAGACCGUGACAGAGAAACCAAAUACCCGUCACAGAGAAACCCCAAUAUCCAUCACAGACCGUGACAGAGAAACCCUAGUACCCAUCACAGACCAUGGCAGAGAAACCCUAGUACCCAUCACAGACCAUGACAGAGAACCUUCGGACUCGUCACAGACCGUGACAGAGAAACCCUAAUACCCAUCACAGACCGUGACAGAGAAACACCAAUAGCCAUCAAAGACCGUGACAGAGGAACUCCAGGAACCAUCACAGACCGUGACAGAGAAAUUGUAGUUUUGAAACAUCAAAUAAACGGUAAGCUACAAAUCAAUCUUGAAGAAAUGGAACAAAACGAUGCCCAUUUAAUUAGUAACAAUAGGUCCAUCGUGUUUCACAUUUUUAAUCCCGCAAGGGAUUGCGCUAACAGCUUUUUAAAUAAAAAUGGUUAAAGAAUUAUCAAGUCUCACUUAUGUUAUUUUGGUUCUAGUGAACUCAAUCAUUGGGUUUUUAGCGUGCUGUGCAAUUGGAAAUACUAAUUGAAUUAAUACAGAAACAAACAAAACUGUGGUCAAUAUGAAGAAAUUAAAUGGUGAUAAAGUAAAUAUAUAUUUUUAUAUUCAAAGUAAUAGCUCACAACUAUUAAAAUUAUAUCCAGAAUUUGAAGAUUUUCCUAAACUCGAAUUAUGUAAAAGUCAGGAAAAUUCAAUUAUUCUAGCAAAAAGUUGCUAUUUUAUUAUCUGUAAUAUAUGAUUCAUUUCUUCCAUACGCUCUGUAUGGACCACCACUUUUGCCGGUGAUUUUAAUGAUCAUUACAUCUUUAUUUUUAUUUGGUACAAACUUUUUAAAUGAUCAAGGAACCAUUAUCGUCAUCGAAUCAACAUCCAUUAUAGCUGGUUAUCUGAUGAUAGUUGGACAAUGUGUAUUUGCUCGUUAUGGCGAUAAAUUAAAAUAUCAAUAUAGAAAAUUUAUAGAAUGUUUACCACGUUAUUGCAGAUGUCGUCAUCACAUUUAUGAUAAUUUGGACGUUUAGUUGCUGACUAAUAUAAAAAAAAAAGAUUUAUUAUUUUUUUUUAUUGAUUCAUAUUAUCCUGUUGAAAAUAUAGUUUAUUUCUUAUUCUGUUAUCUCUAGAUUUAAGUCAUCAUGAACAUUGUGUAAUUCGUCUUGUUCAUCAAGUGUUAUUUGCACAUUUACAAUAAUAUCGGGAUAGAUCUAAAGAUUAUGGUUUACGUACAUCACUUAAUGCACUACGUGAAACAUUUGUUUAUCAAUAUAUGGAAGAAUUAUUAAGAUCGGAUCCAGAACAUGAACGUGUUCAAAUUAUGUAUGAUAAACAUAAAACAAGUCUUGAUUUAACUAAGCAAGUUGAUAAAGAACUUAUUAAUGAAGAUAAAGAAGAAGAUGAUGAUGAUAAUGAACCAUAUGCUACUGAUGGAGAUUCGUCUAGUAAUCUACGGCAAUUUUUUAAUGAUUCAUAUGAAUCAAAUAUGUUUAUUCAAAAUGUAUUUAUUGAAUCACAUGAUCUUCAUUUCCGAAUCUUGCUCUAUUUACUCGCAUACAUGUGA
This is a messenger RNA of Rotaria sordida, 1595 nucleotides long. The record is from the annotation of a GenBank genome assembly. NCBI's taxonomy places the organism in Eukaryota, Metazoa, Rotifera, Eurotatoria, Philodinida, Philodinidae.